AUGGCUCAGGAAAACCUGACCACAAAAGUCACAGAAUUUGUUCUCAUAGGUCUUUCAGAGAAUCCAAAAUGGAAUUUCAUCCUCUUCCUGAUUUUCAUCACUAUCUACAUAACAACCUGGCUUGGAAACCUCACUAUUAUCUUUGCAGUCAUCUUCAUGCAUCAGCUCCACUCACCUAUGUACUUUCUAUUGGCCAACCUGGCUGCCUUAGAUAUCAGUGAUUCCACUGUCACUGCUCUAAAGCUGCUAGCAGGUCUCCUUUCACAUCCCAAUAUCAUUUCCUACAACUGGUGCAUUGCUCAAAUUUUCUUUUUCCACUUUACUGGUGCUUCUGUGGAUUUCUUGCUCACAGUCAUGGCUGUGGAUCGAUACAUAGCUAUCUACAAACCACUGCAGUACUUAACUAUCAUGAACCAAUGGGUUUGUAUAAGUUUGGUAGCAGGUGCUUGGCUGGGUGGCUUUGUUCACUCCAUUGUCCAGAUUGGGAUCCUCAUUCAGCUGCCCUUCUGUGGACCAAACAUCUUGGACAAUUUUUACUGUGACAUCCCCCAAGUUGUCAAACUGGCUUGUACAGACACAUACAUUACUGAAUUGCUGAUGGUUUCUAAUAGUGGAUUAAUUGUUGCAGCUAUGUUCCUCAUCUUACUUGUAUCAUACUCUGUCAUUUUAGUGAAGAUUAGAACCCAUGUCACAGAGGGAAAGCACAAAGCUCUUUCCACGUGUUCCGCACAUAUUGUGGUAUUAAGCUUAAAUUUUGCUCCUGCAAUAUUCAUUUAUGACCGUCCUUUCAAGGUAUACCCAGGAGAUAAGAUAUUUCAAGUAAUGUAUACUCUCAUUACCCCAAUGCUGAACCCAAUGAUCUUUACACUGAGAAAUACAGAAAUGAAAAAUGCUAUUAAGAAACUCAAAAGGAAAAUUGUUUCUUCAAGAAGCAGAAUCUUUACUAGGGAAAAAUCCUUUGUCUCUAGGUUGCAGUGA
Molecule: messenger RNA, 978 nt
Organism: Heteronotia binoei (common prickly gecko)
Lineage: Eukaryota; Metazoa; Chordata; Lepidosauria; Squamata; Gekkonidae
Product: olfactory receptor 4D1-like
Exons: 1
Coding region: 1-978 (325 amino acids)
Biological process (GO): G protein-coupled receptor signaling pathway
Cellular component (GO): membrane
Molecular function (GO): olfactory receptor activity; G protein-coupled receptor activity
Source: RefSeq, a predicted model, not a curated record